AUGCAGAGCACUCGACUCAAUGCCCUCUCUUCAUCUUUAGGAGGUGGUAUUAAGGGUGGUAAUCAGAGAUCCUCGUCGCCACACAAUCCAGAAAAUCCUAAAUUCUCCCCAUCAACCAUCAUAACACCAUCGUCACCUUCCAGAUUUAUAGGUCCACUCCAAUAUGUAAAUCCGGUUUACAUCAGGCGUGUGGACUCCAUACUCAGAAGUUUCCCCACCGACGGUGAUCCCACGGAGGUCUACAACGCCCUUAAAGCCCAUCUAGGAAUUUCUUGGUCUAAGGACCCUGCUCCGCCACCACCAACAGAGGGGCUGCCUCGUCCCAGUGAUCCAUCUUUUCGACAAAAGGAGGCGGAAUUUAACCUUCCAACGACCAUAGAAGAAGACUCCAUCCCAAGAAGAACGCGCCAUCAGGCAAUGAACCAGCUGCUUUUUGAAGCUGGAGGUUCAAGACAACAAAUGGAUGAGGAGAAAACCAGGACAGCCGCGGAAGCAAGCAAGACUCUGAAGAACAGCCAGAUGAGAACAGAGCAAAAGGAAGGGAAGAGAAAAAAAAAGUAUCCUUCCUCCUCCAAAGAAGGGUCAAAGGAUCACCAUAUCAACCAAGGGGAAGACGUCCAGCAUGGGGACCCUGUUAACAAUAAAUUAGACCGGCUGUUGGAUCGGUUCGACAAAUUGGAUGUGUGGAGGGAUGAGACGGAUCGGAGAUUUGAAAAUCUGGAGGCGCCUUCCGCACGCGAGGUAGAACCCCCUUCGCGCCAGGGCGAUUGGGAGGAGUAUGAGGAGUUGGACGUAAGGGGCAAAAGACCAUGGGACCGUGGGCUCAGGCCACACCGCGCACCGGUCGGCUGGGAACCAGCGAGGGUUGACUCAGGCCGUUCGCGACUUAACGGGUUUAAUCAAGCGUUUGAUCGCCCCCCGUCCUGUUGGGACCCCCCCCAACGAUUUGCAUCGCGCGAAUCACCCUUCGACAGGACCGAGAGGGUGAAGAUGGCGGCACCACGAUUCGAUGGCUCGGACGCUACCAAUUGGGUGUCCCAGGUCCAGUUUUAUUUUAAUCAUCUGAUGAUGCCGGACGCACAGCGCUUACACUACGCAGUAAUGUUGUUCGACCCACCAGCGUCGGAAUGGGUUUUUAAUUAUUGCGCAAAAAAUGAAGUUGUCACGUGGCAGGAGUUCUUGGAUGAUGUGCGCCAUCGUUUUGAUAGACAGAGCUUUCAAGACUACUUCGGUCUAAUUGCGAAGUUGACACAGACCGGUACGGUGCUCGAGUAUCAUGACACGUUUGAGAAGUACCUUAACCGGAUUCAAGGCGUUCCGGAGAAACAGCUCUUCACGCUGUUCGUGGCCGGUUUAAAGCCGGAUAUGAAGGAAAGGUUGAGUCUACAUCGCCCGUCGUCCCUAGCCGCGGCGAUGGCCUUAACCUUGGAACUGGUAGACUCGCACCCCGAUCGACAACAGCCACAGAUGACAGCUCGUCGCCCGUGGCAACCUUGGGAUAGUCGCACUCCGACGGCCUCGAACCCCACCCAGUCUUCGGCCGAGACCCCCGUAGGUCAACCGCAGCAGACAGCUCAGGGGCGGCCUCCCAUCCACGCUCGUCUCCCUCAAAUCCGGGUGUCCCAGGCUGAAAAAGCAGAACGGGCGAAGCUGGGCCUCUGCUACUUCUGCCCGGAUAAGUGGGUCGUGGGGCACGUUUGCAAGCAGCGACUACUCUAUUAUGCAGAUGAUCCCGUCGACGUGGAGGACGAGGAUUUAGAGAACAUCCCGACUGAGGACUUCGAGGAUACAGAGGUAGCGCAUGUCCACACGAUGAAUGGCGGCCGACGGUCGCGGCCUUUGAAUGUGCUGGGCACCAUCCAGGACCGGGAAGUAAGUGUUUUGAUUGAUACGGGGAGUGAUCGGGAUUUUCUCCACCCGCAUAUCGCGGAGGGAUUGCACCUACCGAUUGAUCAUAUUCGGCCGUUUAGGGUGAUUGUGGGGAAUGGCGAGGCACUGCUUUGCACGCACGUAUCGAAGCAGACAAAAUUGGACAUACAAGGAACCACAUUCUUGGUGGAUCUACACAUUUUGCCGGUACACGGACCGGACGUGAUAUUGGGGAUGGACUGGCUCGAGUCCUUGGGACCAAUCACUGCAGACUUCGCGGAUAAGAAGCUUACUUUCUUUCAGGGGAAUUGCCAGGUGGUGCUGCAGGGUAUAUUACCCCCACCCCGCCGCGCUACUCUCCAUCUGUUGGCAUCAUUAGUGCCGCCACGUGAGGGGCACGACAUCUUCGAACUGUUGUUACUGGACCCAGAAGCUGUUCAAGGCGGGGCCACAGCGAGCGAGGAUUUUCCGGUGGGCCUACCAUCGGGUAUAGUGGAGGUAUUGACAAAAUUCAGGACGGUUUUUAGCUUGCCGACGGGGAUGCCCCCCAAGCGCCCUUUCGACCACCGGGUUCAUCUGUUGCCGGGUACGAGACCCAUCAACGUGCGGCCUUACCGCUAUCCUUACUUUCAGAAGAAUGAGAUUGAGCGGCAGGUGAAGGACAUGCUUGAACAGGGCAUCAUUCAACGAAGCAACAGCCCGUUCUCGUCUCCAGUACUUCUUAUCUGGAAGAAGGAUGGGACGUUCCGCUUCUGCAUUGAUUACCGGGCCUUGAAUAGCGCCACCACUCCGGAUCAUUUUCCGAUCCCAACGGCAGAUGAACUCUUUGACGAGCUGGGCAAGGCUCGAGUUUUCACUAAAUUGGAUCUGCGUUCGGGAUACCACCAAAUCAGAAUGCAUGAUGCGGACAUUUUCAAGACGGCUUUCCGCACUCAUGAUGGCCACUUUGAGUUUCUGGUCAUGCCGUUCGGCCUCACAAAUGCACCAUCGACGUUUCAGGCAGCGAUGAACGCGAUUUUUCAACCAAUGCUCCGGAAGUUUGUUAUCAUCUUCUUCGAUGACAUUUUAGUCUACAGCCCGUCGGAGGAGGCGCACGGGCAGCACCUGGCCGAGGUACUCUCCGUGCUUAAGAAAAACGACUUCUUCGUAAAGCUUUCGAAGUGCUCGUUUUGCAGCACCACGGUGGAAUAUCUAGGGCAUCUGAUCAGCGAGGGCCUUUUAAAGGCCGAUCCGGGAAAGAUUACCGCAAUGACGGCGUGGCAUACGCCUAAGUCAGUCAAGGAGCUUAGGGGAUUUUUGGGGCUGACAGGAUACUACCGUCGCUUUAUUGCGGGGUAUGCCAUGAUUGCGGCUCCGUUGACCGAGCUACUCAAGAAGGAUUCCUUCCGUUGGUCCCCGGAGGCAAAUGAGAGUUUUAUGAACUUGAAGACAGCGAUGUCGUCGGCCCCGGUUCUACGUCUACCCGACUUCGAACGCCAAUUUUGUAUAGAGACCGACGCGUCGGAUCUAGGCAUCGGGGCAGUAUUGUUGCAAGAUGGCCAUCCUAUAGCCUACUUCAGCAAGAAACUGGGACCCCGACGUCGGGUGGCGUCAACGUAUCACAAGGAAUUGUACGCCAUCGUAGAGGCGGUACAAAAAUGGCGACAGUAUCUCUUGGGCCGUGAAUUCGUGAUUAGAAGCGAUCAAAAGAGCUUGAAAGAAUUGCUACAACAAAUCGUUCAGACCCCGGAUCAACAGCUUUAUGUGAGGAAAUUAAUGGGGUACAAGUUCACGAUCGAAUACAAAAAGGGGUCGACCAACCGCGCGGCUGACGCAUUGUCACGCCGCGCAGAGACGACCAAGGGUGAGCCUCCGGUUGAUGCAGCGGGCGGGGACUUCGCUGGGGAGCAGGCUGACGGAGCUCUGCUGGCAGCAGCCGCCUGCCCAGUUCCACAGCUUAUCAACCUAUUGCGGCGCGAGACGGCCUCGUCUCCAGAAAUGCGGGAAUUGACCAAGGACAUUAAGGAGGGUCGCGCCCAGCCUCAUUUAUCGUACGUAGACGGGUUAGUCUACUACAAGAGGCGCAUAUUUGUGGGGUCCCGGUCAUCCGCGCACACACCGAUACUGACUGAAUAUCAUUGCUCACAGUCGACGGGAUACCCGGGCUUUGAACGAACGCUGCAGAGAGUGACGGCCGAGUUCUACUGGCCAAAGAUGAAGAAAGAGAUCCGUCGUUUCGUCGAGGCAUGUGUGGUCUGCCAGACCACCAAAUAUUCUACUCAAAAACCGGCGGGUUUGCUACAACCUCUACCGAUCCCUUCUCAGGUUUGGGAGGAUGUAUCGAUGGAUUUCAUUACGGGACUGCCACCCUCGCGGGGCUACACGGCCGUAAUGGUCGUCGUGGAUCGUCUAUCUACGUACGCCCACUUUGCGGCCUUACCAACGCGGUUCGAUGCACUACGGGUGGCACAUUUGUUUGUGAAUACGGUGGUCCGACACCAUGGGUUUCCCAAGACAUUGGUUUCAGAUCGCGAUUCGGUAUUCCUAAAUAAGAUUUGGGAGGAAAUCAUGCGCCUAAGUGGGACCAAGCUGAACUUUUCAACGGCAUACCACCCUCAGUCGGAUGGCCAGACGGAGGUGCGAAAUAGGGGGCUCGAGCAGUAUCUGCGCGCCUUCGCGAGGGACCAACCGUCGAAGUGGACGAACUUCUUGCCGUGGGCGGAGCUGGCUCUUAAUUGCUUCUAUCAUGCGGGCCUAGGCAUGUCGCCUUUUAAGGCGUUAUACGGGAGAGACCCGCCAAGCUUAGUCUUUGCGCCUCCAUCGGCCGCGACGCCGGCCACCGUGGCGGAUUUGAUACGCCAGCGGAAUCAGUUGUUGGUGCAGCUUCAUGAGAACUUGGCCCGCGCACAGCAGCGGAUGCGUGACUCGGCGAACAGGCAUCGGCGAAACCUAGAGUUUGUGGUAGGGGAUAAGGUGUUGCUCAAACUCCAGCCUUAUCGACAGCAUUCCGUCGCACGUCCGUUGUAG
Messenger RNA from Salvia splendens (bonfire salvia), 4875 nucleotides. RefSeq lists its product as uncharacterized. The record is from RefSeq and is a predicted model, not a curated record. Gene Ontology annotation, molecular function: nucleic acid binding. The transcript has 2 exons. Bases 1 to 4875 code for a protein of 1624 amino acids. Gene Ontology annotation, biological process: DNA integration. Lineage: Eukaryota; Viridiplantae; Streptophyta; Magnoliopsida; Lamiales; Lamiaceae.